UGGACUAGGACCAACUGACCAACACUCCGAAACUGAUUUCCACACAAAGGGAUUGAUCGUAUCAUGGAAAAAGAGAGUUGUGCAGAUCCUGACAACACAACGACUAAACGAGUGAUUUCUGAAAACACAUACGAUUUGAUUGAACGCAAUGUAGUAGGUAGAGUUGGAUUUAUCCCUACUGUCAGCCAGAGUAAGAAGACAACUGGACGAAGUACGAUAAUUUUCGUGACCAUCAUAGCAACUUUGGCUUUGGUGCUUGCAGUGACAAUAUUGAUCAUUGACAAGACAUCAAAUCAACCUGCCGCCAAUACUGGGAGCCUGGACAACACACAAACCCAGCUGAGUGCCUCGGACGAGUCAAUUCAGAACCAAUUUUUUCAGGCACAGUUGAACAAUUUAACUCGUGCUAUACUGCCAGCAAUACAAGCAAUUCAGUCCAAUAUUGAUGAAAAUCAUCGAGAGAUACAGGAUCUUCAUACGCACCAAAGCAAAAAGAUACAAGAUCUUAAAAAUGACACUUUUCGAGAUAUUGAAGCCAUUCGCACACAGCAAGACAGCACCAACCGUGAGAUACAAUAUCUUCAAUCACAGCACAAUGACACUGAUCAGAAGAUGGUACAAGCUAAUGGGAACAACUCAGAAGAUACACAAUGCCUUGGAUUUGAUCACAGUCAUCCUGCGCCUUCAUGUCAGCAGAUUCUUGAUUGCAGUCCGUCCAUUUCGAGUGGUCAUUUUUGGCUCGGAACAGAAGAGAAUGUGGUAUUGAUGUUCUGUGACAUGAACAGGACAUGUGGUGGUAUGUCUGGUGGGUGGCUACGUUUGAUUGCGUUAGAUAUGCGAGACGAGAAUCCACCAUGCCCCGGUAAUUUGAUGCUAAUAGAGGAAUCAGGAAAAAGACUGUGUACUGGAAAUUCUGGUAGUAGUGCGUUUAUUGAAGCAAAUGUGCAAUACAACAUGGUGUGUGGCAGAGCAAUCGCGUAUCAAUACGGUGCUUUAACCUCUUUUUACACAACACAACAUGGAAUUGACAAUGGCUACGUCAACGGUAUUAGCCUUAUACAUACAGUUCCAAUCCUCGCAAGCAUAUCUGGACAUUUGCAGGAGCUCACGAUGAAUAUGGUUCUACAACGAGAGAAAACUGUCCGUGUAUUUCGGGAACCAGUGCUACUCAACCACCAAGUUUUGUAGGGAAUGAUUAUUUCUGUGAUACAGGUGCAACUCGAAUU
Halichondria panicea is the source of this 1226-nucleotide messenger RNA. RefSeq lists its product as uncharacterized. The transcript has a single exon. Bases 64 to 1188 code for a protein of 374 amino acids. The record is from RefSeq and is a predicted model, not a curated record. NCBI's taxonomy places the organism in Eukaryota, Metazoa, Porifera, Demospongiae, Suberitida, Halichondriidae.